UGUCUUUAUCUCCCCGCGCACUGCGGGUGGCCUGCCGGGCAUCUUAGGAUGUGUGCUGCAGCGAUGGGGAACGCAAGAGAAGAUGAGACCUACUUCCAGAGGAGCAGUCUGUUCUGGGUUACUGUCAUCAUCUUCUCUUUUGGCUAUUACACAUGGAUGGUCUUCUGGCCUGAGAGUAUUCCUUAUCAGAGCCUGGGACCCCUGGGCUCCUUCACUCAGUACUUACUGAAGCAUCAUCACACCCUCGUGCAUGGUGGGUAUUGGCUUUCCUGGAUGAUUCACGUAGGAGAGUCCUUGUUUGCCAUUGUAUUGUGCAAGUCGAAAGGCAUCACAGACGCCGGGACCCAGCUGCUGUGGUUCCUACAGACGUUCCUUUUCGGGAUGGCGUCUCUCUAUUACUUGAUUGCUUUUAGACCAAAACGCCAAAAACAAACUUAAAAAAGAUAUCCAGAAAAACUGAAUCACUUUAUUGUACACUUGAAACUAAUAUAAUAUUUUUAACCAACUAUACUUCAAUUUAAAAAAAAAAAGAGAUAGAAAAUAUAGCAUAUAAAGUUCCUAGGGGGAGAAAAGAAGAUAUUCAAAAGCUUUCUCUAUACUUUGAUAUUCAGCCUCAUCUUUUUUGAGGGGUGCUAUGUUUACUUGAUCUUCCUACUUUCUAGAAAGUUAAGGCCCUCGAGUUAUUCAUGAUCCCUUCGUCCGCUCUAGUUAAAGUUAAGUAGAUCGUAGGAAAAGAUUUUAGCUUUCCAAUUACACAGACUAACGUAUUUGGCAGAGCGCUCCCAAGGACCUUCCUGCGGUCCUUGGCUGCACUGACAUUCUCCCUGUCACCUGCUUUAAGCCACAGACUAAGUUUGGGAUACCUUUGCUCACACCUUCUGAUUAAAACACCUUACCCUUAGCACCACCAUCUUAUCAGCUCUCCUUUCCUCCAAUUUUCUUCUACCCACUUGGUCCAAAAUAGAGUGAGGCCUCCACAGCACAUCAAUUCCACCCACAGUUAUUAGACACCUGUGAGGCAGGAUCUUCUCCUCUCGGGCUUCCAUUUCACAUUACAGAGAAAGAUAAGACAAACAAGUGCCUGGAAUGGGGUGGGCUGAGCAGUGACACAGGAGACAUGCUAGGAAUCCAGAAGAAAGGACUGGAGAAUGCCUUUUUUGCCCUCCCAGCCCAAAGCAGUGUCUCCCUUCACUCGGGCCCUCAGACAUAGCGCUCUGUAGUGAGCAGGGUCUGACAGCCACUUUCAGGUCAGGACCGCAGCUGAGACAGCUGCUUUUUUAACCCUAACACCUGUCCCACUGCCUCACACAGUGUUUACUCUGAUUUCACUUUGCACUAGGUUCAGCAGCAUUCCAACUUUUAUCUGAAAACUGCAGGACCUGUUCAGUGUACACCUGUCUCAAGAGAAAAGCAGAGGACUGCCCUUGAUUCCCAUCUUUCUGUGGGUCUCCUUCAGUGUGGGAAACCUGUAUCUUUUCCACACUUUCCUAUCCUUAAUUAACUUUUCUCCAGACUCUGUAGAUGUGUCCUUCCCGUUCUGACUCACUCAGCCAUUCCUGUUCUAGAGAGUCUAGCUCAUGGUUCUCCAGCUAAUGACUACCUCACUCAUUCACCUGGCUAUCUCUUAUGACUACUAACUGGUUGGGGCAGAAGGGUUAUUGACUGUCACCUCUAGGAGAUCGUAGGGUUCCUUUCCUGAAGGCCCCCCUGCUUGCAGGUUCACUAGGAACUAGACCUUGCUUUUUUUCCAUGACACAGUAGGUCAUGUUAUUUGUUUUAAACUAAUAUUUGUGAGAAACAGAUCCCUCUGCCCGUUCCCCCCAAAAAAGAGGCUCCAAGUAAAACCACAGCCAUGAAAGAUGGUAGACUAUGAAUUGCUUUUGGUGGAGAGUGACUUCUGCACAAAAAUCCGGGUCUUUCCCACUGCUUCUUUUGUGAUUGAGGGAUUAUUAAUGGUUUCAAGGAUAAUAUGGCAGAUUACUAAAUAAAAUGUGAGUUGUAUCUCCAAUUAAA
Dama dama (fallow deer) is the source of this 2013-nucleotide messenger RNA. RefSeq names its product transmembrane protein 254 (gene TMEM254). The record is from RefSeq and is a predicted model, not a curated record. Lineage: Eukaryota; Metazoa; Chordata; Mammalia; Artiodactyla; Cervidae. The coding region runs from base 49 to 438 and encodes 129 amino acids. The transcript is spliced from 4 exons.